Molecule: messenger RNA, 1740 nt
Organism: Alternaria metachromatica
Lineage: Eukaryota; Fungi; Ascomycota; Dothideomycetes; Pleosporales; Pleosporaceae
Exons: 2
Coding region: 1-1740 (579 amino acids)
Biological process (GO): nuclear inner membrane organization
Cellular component (GO): microtubule organizing center attachment site; mitotic spindle pole body; nuclear inner membrane
Source: RefSeq, a predicted model, not a curated record
AUGGCGCUAUUACGGCGCAGACUGCGCUGCCAUUACUGCAAUACACUGUCACGCGACACUGUCUCACAGAUACCUAAGACAUUUCACUGUCCGCAAUGCGACGCCGUGAAUCACUUCGACGAACGCGGCAACAUCACCGAUCCGCCCAUCGAAGAAGUCGCGACCGCCCCUCAAGCCUCCUUCCAACACCUGCGCUCCCGCUCCCCAACACCCGCCAUGUCCGUACCCGGUGACGACAUCUUCUGCGACACAUGCCAGCGCAACCAGACCCUCUACGCAAAGCUCUUGGGUGAGUACCUUCCGGAAGAGGAUGAUCCGACGUAUGGGCAAUUCUUAGCGGCGUACGAGGACUACAAGGACGAGCUCGAGACCCGGUACCCGCAGGUCUGUAGCGAAUGUCUGCCUCGAGUCCAACAUCAGAUCCGGAACGCGAACCAUAUUGCCAGAGCAGACAACCUGGCGCGUAUCAUGGAAGCGAGUAAACAGAAGCGUACAACUGUACACACCCACCGACAAGCGUGGACAUUGAGGUUCAUUUCGCUGGCGAAGUGGACCUAUGUCGUGAGCACAGCAAUAGGAAUUGUCUGGCAUGCUGCUGGACUGUACAUGGGCCCGGAUGAGGGUAUACGGGCGUACCAAGUUUUCAGCUGGGAUACUUGUUGGACUCAGGCAAAGUCGGGAUGUUGGAUGGACGAAAUCUGUGUACUUUCGCCCGUGAUACUCAAGUGGCUGAACUUUGCGAUUAUCGCCGAUGCUCUCACAAUCUGGUGGAACCCCAAGCUGAAGCUCAAGACGAACAGCCUUACGGGCAGGAUGCGCGGGCUCAUGUCACUAUGGAUGAUUCGAAUUACUGCCGUGGCUCUUCGUUUCCUAACCCUAUACUACUGGAAAGGUCACACCAUCAACAACGACACGUUGACACUAUUCCGGUACACACAUGUGUGUAUGCUCGGAAUAUUAACCUUCUCGUCUAUCAUGACAUGGAAGGCGGUCCGCAUAGUCUACGGCGCCGCGCCCUCUUUUCUGAAAACGGCUCGCGAACCCGUACCCAGCGCACCCGAUAGCGCACAGAAGGCAAGAAGAGGCUCUUACCACCCCGCUCAUCCCCAAGCAAGCGUUUUCGAUAGUAUAGCGCCCGAUUUUGCAAAUGGCAUGGAUCAGUGCAAGGAGUCCUCCCCUCUUCCCCCGUCCCCCACUAUCUCAGAAGCCUCCUUCACCACACAUGCUACCGACGUCACCACACCCUAUGCUCAGCGAUCUACAUUCUUGGGCGCAGAUGACAUGGACUGGACACCGACCAAGAAUUCUGGAAGUCGGUUCUCUUCACAACCCCCAGAAAUUAUACCCAACCACUUCUCCAAGACGACAUCUCGUCAGCCAGCAACACCCCCUCGCUUCAGAGAACCCCACUCCAUCUUCUCCAAACCAGACCCGAAUCCAUUCCGUCACCGGGUCCCUGCACCGCCGCCACCCUCGCUCGGCGCCAACCAAAAGCCUAACCCCUGGAAACCAAGUGUCUGGGCGCCUCCUCUCAAGGAAAACGCACCCAAGUUCUUCAAAGGAGACCAGAAGGCGCAAGGAGGUGCGGGAGAGAUACCGGGUUUAGAUGGCUUUGGUGUACCGAAGAACGUCAAGAGGGAUGCUGAGCUCUUCGCCAGCCCGAAGCUCAAGUAUGAAUACUACGGGACUAUGAAGGACACUGGACUGGAGGACACGUUUAAUGCCAUGUUUACGAAAUAA